Molecule: messenger RNA, 2101 nt
Organism: Aspergillus homomorphus CBS 101889
Lineage: Eukaryota; Fungi; Ascomycota; Eurotiomycetes; Eurotiales; Aspergillaceae
Product: putative nucleotide-sugar transporter
Exons: 4
Coding region: 329-1642 (437 amino acids)
Biological process (GO): pyrimidine nucleotide-sugar transmembrane transport
Cellular component (GO): Golgi membrane; intracellular membrane-bounded organelle
Molecular function (GO): pyrimidine nucleotide-sugar transmembrane transporter activity
Source: RefSeq, a predicted model, not a curated record
UGCUUCUUCACAUCAUCAUCACUUAUCACUGUCUUUGUUAGUUCCGUGUUCCACCUUAGGCCCUUCACCCUCCUCCCUAUAUUCUUCCAGGAUGGGCUAUCAAUAGAAUAGGUUUCCAUCUUAACAUCUUUUCUCGGUUUUCUUCCUCAAUUUAUGUGACGGGCCUAUUGCGCUCUUUGGCUAGGUCCUUAUCGCGCCUCCUCGAAUAAACACUACUAGCUUUCUUCUCCUUCCACUCCCAACCCCAAAUAAGCCAGGCUAGCUCUUCAAGAGCUUAUGGUUCGUAUAUUGAGCUUACUCCCAGCUAUUAUCCGUUCCAACAGCAACCAUGGCGAGCAAGGCCACCGUGCCCUUUCUAGUCACGAUGAUGCUCGUGACUGGAGUAUGCAAUACAAUCCUCAACAAGUAUCAGGAUAUGCAGUGUGUACGAAAUUGUGACUCUCCGGACCCCAAGUAUCGUCAUACAUUUGAGCAACCGGUGAUCCAGACCGUUCAAAUGUUCAUUGGUGAGAUGGGCUGCUGGGUUGUCAUACUGCUAUCCCAUCUCUACCAGCGCUACAUCGCCCCUCGCUUAUCCAGCAACUCGUCGCCUCUUCUCGCGGGUGGCUAUAAUCCCGUACAUAACGACGAUGGGCUUGACGAAGAAGAAGAGGAUUACACGAUUCGGGGUCCUGUAUAUACCCACGACCCUACUAAGCCCUUUGAAACACCCGAUGGGCGUGUCCUUCUUCAGGGACGGAAGAUUUUCCUCCUUGCAGCACCGGCAUGCUGUGAUAUUGCAGGGACCACUUUGAUGAACGUCGGCCUGCUGUUUGUUGCCGCCAGUAUCUAUCAAAUGACGCGUGGUGCACUCGUCCUAUUUGUUGGCCUCUUCAGUGUCAUCUUUCUCCAUCGAAAGCUCCACCUCUACCACUGGAUUGCCCUUUUUGUGGUUGUUCUUGGUGUUGCGCUAGUUGGCCUUGCAGGUGCGCUCUUCGGUAGCCAGGGCCAUGAUCCCUCUCAAGAGAAUGCAGCAGCAGUCAUCGCGCAUGCCCUGAGGGAAGUGCAGACCACUGCUCGAACUCCAGAAGCAGUGCAAGCACUGAUUGGUGUCCUUCUCAUCGCCGCGGCCCAGAUCUUCACCGCUUCGCAAUUUGUGUCGGAGGAGUGGAUUUUGGAGAACUACGCCAUGGACCCUCUUCAGGUCGUCGGCUGGGAGGGUAUUUUUGGGUUCUGUGUGACUGUUAUCGGCUCGAUCAUUCUGUAUCUGGCGGUCGGACGGACCGAGGCAGGUCGCCAUGGCUACUUCGAUGCCAAGGAAGGCUGGAGUCAAAUCCUCCACAACCGAUCUAUUGCUAUCUCCAGCGUUCUGAUCAUGAUUAGCAUUGGUGGCUUCAAUUUCUUCGGUCUCUCCGUCACUCGCACCGUUUCCGCUACAUCACGUAGUACUAUCGACACCUGCCGCACUCUAUUCAUCUGGCUCGUCUCUCUAGCCUUAGGCUGGGAGACCUUCAAAUGGCUCCAAGUGGCCGGAUUCGCCCUGCUGGUCUAUGGGACCUUUCUUUUCAAUGACAUCGUUCAGCCUCCUCUCAAGGCUUGUCUCCCCCGUGACCGCCGGGAUAGAGUCAUCCUUCUUCCCGAGGAGCCGAUCGAGCAUAUCUAGAAGCGUGCAUACACAUCUGCCAUUGGAGUUGGACUUUGGCCUCUUUGUCUUUCAACAUGACAUAUCUUCUUUUUCUCCCGCUCUCUUUUCUCUUUGCCCCAUGGACUGUUCAAGAAGGUGUUGAGCACCUUAUCGACAUUGGUGUGCCAAAUUCAUAAAGGGUUACAUUGGCACGGUUUGCUGGCUACUCUACCAGUUAUAUCUCUCAGGUCGACUGAAGCUAGGUGGUUCCAGGUUUUUCCUUCUCGAGUCGUUUCUUUUUAGUCCAGGAAUAUCUGUUUGAUGAGUGUCCUUGUUGCAUAUUACCGGUUGGUUUAUAAGCUUUUGUCUCGAAAGGCGAUCUCAUGGUCAUUGUUUGGUCUUUCUUCUCGCUUGAUUGCUCCGCAUGAAUUGGGCAUAGACGCAGACGUUAGUCAUCUUGAUGCGCAGAAUGGAAAUAGGACUCAUCUUUGACUGUUG